This is a messenger RNA of Trichosurus vulpecula (common brushtail), 14655 nucleotides long. RefSeq names its product dynein heavy chain domain 1 (gene DNHD1). Gene Ontology annotation, molecular function: minus-end-directed microtubule motor activity; dynein light intermediate chain binding; ATP binding. Lineage: Eukaryota; Metazoa; Chordata; Mammalia; Diprotodontia; Phalangeridae. Gene Ontology annotation, biological process: microtubule-based movement. The transcript has 45 exons. Bases 1 to 14655 code for a protein of 4884 amino acids. The record is from RefSeq and is a predicted model, not a curated record. Gene Ontology annotation, cellular component: dynein complex.
AUGAGCUACUCUAGGACUUCUUCACCUAAGGAGCAUGGUUUACCUUCACCCCCUCCAACCACCCCUAUUCCCUUUAAUCAGGAGAUUAGACCAGCCUGGGACUGGCAAUCAAAGCCAGAGCUGUGGGCUCAGGCUAUUCGUCAGCAGCUCAAUGCCCAGCUGCAGCAUCCCCUGGAACUGGACCAGUCCCCAGCAGUGGAGCUCCUUCUAGCUGAACUUCAGGUCCUUCUGGCUGCUGUGCUCAAGGAUGGCAGUCCUGCAGCUUGGUACUACCUGUAUAAUGUGCUUGCCUCUCUCUCACCUUACCGGAACCUGCUUUGUGGUCACCUUGACACAUUACCUUUCUUGGAGCAGUUAUAUCUCUGGGCCCCCAAAAUCCAGACCCAGUUUGGUCUGGAUUUUCCAGAGGUGCUGAGACAGGCCUUUCCACCAGACACCUCUAUGAUGGCCCCAUCCACCCAUACUUCUUGCAGACACCAGAAGAAGCUGAAAAUACUGUCCUCCCAAGCUGCUUUGAGCCAACUGUGCCCUUUUGUCCAGGCUGAACAAAAGCAGAGACAGGACAAUAAGGAUGAAGAUGAGGAUGAGGAUGAAAACUGGGUGUACCCUGUGACCCUCCCUGAGCUACAAUAUGCUCUGGGCAUUGUGGGGGUAGAUGUGGCCCAAGAUGAAGACUUCUGGAUGAAUGGCCUUGGUCUUCUGCCUUUGGCCUUGGCCACAGAAAUACCUGUGAAGUAUAUUAGUAAUAAAGAGGAAGAGGAGUAUCGUAGCAGUGGUGCUAGAUACACAUCUCAGUUAUUAUCAUUAAGGGCUACUGAAGAAAAGAGACCUCCGAGGUCAAGCUCUGAAUACUUACCUCAAACUGUCCUCCUAAAGAACCAAAUCAUUUCAAUUUUUCGGAAGAACAGGUACCUAAGUCAGAUCCACUUCAUCUACCUCAAUUUGGCAACUACUAGGCAUUUCAGGCCAUAUAGCCUGAUGGUGGUGCCACGGAACCUGGCAAAACCAGAGCACUACAUCUUUUCUCCUUUUGGAGUCCUACAUGUGCAUCCUGUGGAAGGCAGUGAGUUAAUAACACUGGGUGUCUGGCACCGGCAUGCCAUGCUCUGGCAACAACUCCAAAAUAUCCCUUUCUUCAAGCAUUAUCUUGUGAGGAAGGCCUUUACUUGCUGGAGGAAGUGUGUUAAGUUGCAGGUGCUGAAGAAACGCCGGGAUUUCCUGAGGAACUACCUGCUCUUUGCUAUACCCCACUUUGGAGUUUGUCUGCUCCACAUUAACAGGUUCCUGCAAGAGCUACACUCUGUUUCCUGGCUGCCGCAAGAGGAGAAUCGAUGCUACACCCUUCCUGAGCUGCAGCGGGCCCUGGCCAAGAUGAAUAGAGGAGCCUUGCGGGUAUUGAGGCGUUGCCUCCGGCUCUCCGCAGCUAUCCUUCAGAUGGUGCAUGAAGACACAUAUCGGAUGCGGCAGGGCCUGCAAGAGCGAGUAGAGAGCUUCUCCGAGUACAGUUCAGCAAAGGGCUCCAUGUACCGAAAGUGGUUUCGUCAGCAGCAGCUGAUUCAGAAACUGAACCGAGCAGAGCUGUGGUGGCAGCUUUUGGGACGCCUCGCUCGCCUUGUUGACUAUAUGACCUGCCAGAAACUCGUCUCCAUUUUGGAGAGUGAGCUGGUCACAUUUGUUACUUGUGUCCUACAGGCUCCAAGGCAGGUUGCCUUGCUGACAGGAAGAUUGGCCUUUGGUGAAGAUGGGAAGCUGCUUGUGGUGCCAAGUGUGGAGCAGAUGGCCCAGAGCAUAUCUGGCUGGUUGAAUGCUGUGGUGACCUCAGCUCUAAUGGUUAUGAAGUCUACAGAUUUCCAGACCCCUAUAAACCCUUCUCAAGCCUCAGGUGAGCCUCAGGUACGAGGAGGCACAGCAAACAGUACAACGGUGCCAAUAGAAGAAGAGGAUGAAGAGGAAUUAGCUCCUGCUUUUAUUUCCUUGGCAUUCCGGGCCCAACCCAGUGAAGCUGUCAGAAUCUUUUGUGGCCCUGAGACAGAGAUGGUGCGUUCAAGGCAGGCUGACCCUAAUGCUGGGCCUCUUGAGGUUCUUGGGCACAGAGUAAGAUCCCAGUAUGCCCCACCUAGCCGAAUUCAGCUGCAGAAUGAUUUGGACACUAACAAUGGAAUCCAAAAAGCUUUGGCUAUCCAGCAAGCAUUAUUAGAGGAUAUGUUGCUGGAAGUGAACAAUUUCUGCCAGGAGCACAAAUGGCUCAGAGGCAUCUACCAAUUUCUGAAGAACUGGGGACCCCAGAAAUUGGAGCCCAUGAACAGCUGGCCUGCUGCGAGAUAUCUGAGGCUCAUCACCGAGCUGGAAUCCUGGCAGAGCCGAGCGAGCGAGGUGCCCACCGUGUUGCUCACUGAAAAUCUGCUGCUGCAUCUCAACUGUGACUGUGUUCAGACAGACAUCGUGACACAGCUGGCUGAUGUAAAGAAGGACAUCUUGGCUCAGUUGAAGAGUGUGAGAUACAAUCAAAGUCAAGAACUCAUAAAAGAACUCUCAGAGUUUGUAGAAGUCCUCCAAAACAUCAGUGCUGACAUCCAGACCAUUGCCAAGUGUUCCCAGAAGCUGACAGAGGCCAAAGAACAAAGUGAAGGCCUGGAGGAACGAGUGGAAUAUGUACGUGCUCUCAAUAACCUUGUCCGAUCCCACUUUGGCAAAUUAACCUAUGAGGAUGAGGGACUGGAAAUUGCGCUGCUAGAUGUGUGGGAGACCUUCCUCUUUGAGCGGCUCCAGGCUUCUGAGUUCCUGCUCAGCAAGCAGAGCACCUUGGUGCCCCAGCUUCAGGAGAUGAUAGCAGCUGCUGUGAAAGAGUUGGAAGACCUGAGCCUCCAGGCCAUCUCAGGCCCCUUCAUGGACCCCACCCAGGAGCAGCGCAGUACUGAGCGUCAGCUUAUCAACAUGGAGCGUACAUAUGCCUCCAUCUCUGCCCGCCUUGCUGAGCUGCACCAUGCCUAUGUCAUCCUCAGUGGGAAUGAGAAGCCAAUGCCAGUGCCUCAAAGAAAUCUCCAACCCAUUUUACUUCAACAGCGUGUCUGGCGUCUCUUUUGCCUGAUCAGUGAGCAAAUUAGUGAAUGGAAAUGCCUGGCUUUUAGUAAGUUCAGCACCUCUUUCGCCUGGGACAAGACAGAUCACUGGUUGACAGAGGCAGCCAAGCUAAGCAGGUUGUUCGUGGUGGCUAAUCCUGUAAUACAAGCCUGUAUGCGCCUGCUGGAGGAAUUUCGGAGCUAUUUGCCAGUGCUCUCUAUGUUGGACAACCCCCAGUUGCAAGGCAGUGGCUGGCAGGCCAUUUUUCGAGCUAUGGGGGCAGGUUGUCCUGAAAACAUUGAACUCCUGACCUUGGGCCAGCUGCUUUCCUACCCCCUGCUAGAAUACAGAAACAGAAUCUGUCAGAUCUGGCUGAGUGAGAAUGAGCACUGCCAGACUCAGGAGAGUCUACGGAAGCUGCAACAGACUUGGGAGGGCCGACAGCUCCAUCUUCUCAACUUUAUCCUUUGUGUGCCCGAUGAGCUCCCACCUACAGAGCGCUCCAAGCGACAUUCGCACAGCCGGGCCCAAGGACAGCAGUUGGAGAUAGUGGCCAAGGACAGCAAUACCUAUAUCUUGUCUGAUAUCAGUAGCCUGCAAGAUGGAAUUCAAGAAAGCCUGCAGAUGUUACUCAAAAUCUUGAACUCCCAUUAUGCUGGGAGUAUCCGAGACCAAGCCCAGGAAUGGGUGACCAUCUUUCGGGGCCUACGUGCUUUGAUGGAGGUUUGGGUGGUUUUCCAACAGAAGUGGAUCUUUCUGAAUAAAGUUAUCUAUGAGAUGAAGAUCAACUUCCCCAGCCCAGAACUGAGUAAAAGGUUCCAAGUGGUAGACUCUCAAUACCGAGAACUCAUGCAGAUCUCCAUGGAGGACCCUCUGGUGCUAUCUCUUAUGGUGCCUAGCAGUUCACGAAAUCCCAAAUUCCAAGACCAACAGCUGCAGAAGCUUUUAGAGGCAGGCAAUGUAGAACUGGAGCAUAUCAUCACAGCCCUAGAAACAGUGCUCUAUGGGGUCCGCUCUCGCUUCCCUCGCCUCUUUUUCCUCAGUGACAGGGAACUAGUAGCCCUGAUGUCAGCCCCCAGGGAGGCCACUGAGGCCCAGCUGUGGACACACCGCUGCUUCCCCCAUGUUCAGGGUGUGGUAUUUGGGCCAUCUUGUAUCUCCUCAGGAGCCAGUGCCCUGGAGAUCAAAGAAGAGGCACAAUCAAUUCUAGGCACAUAUGGGGAGGUAUUGACCUUGCGUUCCCCCUUGCCCCUGCAACACGAUGUCCCCAAGUGGCUAACCUGUCUUGAACAAUGGAUACGUGCAGCCUUGGUACAUGGGCUUCCAGAAUGUGUGGCUGCUCGCCUGGCCCUACAUCAUUCCUUGGACCGUGUCUUCGAGCAACCCCCAGAUCCUGGGCAGCCCCCCCUGUAUCUUCAUGGCCAUCAAUGGCUAGAGUUAGCCCAGGCCUUCCCAGUCCAGUGUGUGCUAGUAGCCGAGGAGGUGGCCUGGCGGACUCAGGUGGAGGAGAUACUGCUGAAUCAAAGGACCCAUCUUCUCAGUCUCAUGCAGCUCCGCAAGCUGGAAGCCCUGGCCCACUUUGCCCGUGAGCAACGGAGCACCCACGUUGGACACCCCCCUGCUUCUCCUCGACUGUCCCUCCUGCUGAGCCUGUUGCUUACAGGGGCUGUAGCCCACAGGGACACUGCAUUGCUUCUGCAGCAGCAACAGGUCAGCGAGUUUAAAGACUUCCACUGGGCCCGCCAGUUGAAGUACUACUUGGGCCCUCGAAACAACAGCCAAAGCUCAGAUUUUUCCAACAAAUCACCCCAAGUGUGCUUAUCCCACAAGAGCAAUCCCACAUGUUGGGUUGAAUUACUGGAUCACUCCUUCCUAUAUAGCUAUGAGUAUGUGGGUCCUGGCCAGAGACGAGUAGCCAACCUCCUGCUUGAACGACCUGCUCUGGGGCUGCUGUUGGCUCUGAAGGAGGUGGCAUGUGGGACCCUACUAGGCCCUAUCGGUGUGGGCAAGAGCGCCUUAGUGUCCAGGUUGGCUUCUGCCCUAGGCCGCCAGCUGGUGACACUGCACUGUGUGAUGCACAUAGAGGCCCGCUGCCUGGGCUCCUACCUGACUGGAGCCUUGCAGAGUGGUGCCUGGCUCCUGUUAAAAGCUGCAGGCGCUCUGCCAGUUGGCCUGCUCUCUGCUCUGGGCCAGCGCUUGGGUGAUCUGCACCGUCUCUAUGUGCCUCUGCUACAGGGAGCUCAAGAUAUCUCUGUGGUGGAUCCCAUGCUGCCCCAGGUCCUAGGCAACAGCUUCUUUGAAAAUCAUCGAGUUCAUGUGCGCUUUGGCUACGGAUGCUUCUUAACAUUCACCCACCUGAGCUCCACAUUACCCACCAAUCUGCGCUUCCUGCUUCGCCCAGUGGCCAUGACACUGCCAGAUCUACAGCAAUUGACUGAAAUAACCCUAGUGGGUGCUGGCCUCCGGGAUGCUGUGCGCCUGGCAUCUCGUCUGGCCACAUUCUUCUCCUUGGAGCAGGAUCUAGAACUUGGGCUACAGCCCUGCCGCCUCCCCCUACUUAUACAGGUGCUUGAGACUACCCUACAAUUCUUGGAAACUCCUAAGGAUCAACAGGGUCCCCCACUUCCUCGAACUCUAGGUGCUGCUGAGGAGGCUGCUCUGCUUCAUGCCCUACUCCACUCACCACUGUUCAGUGGCCCUGAGAGGCCCCGUCUCCAUAUGCUGCGCCAGCUGCUCUGCGGCAUCUUCUCAGGGGCAGGCAAUGUGCUGGCCACGCCAUGGACUAUGACUCCACCAAAACUGGCAGAUGAAUUACGGCAGAUUGGCCUAUAUGUUGGUCCUGAUUUUCUGGCCUCUCUGGAGCAGUUGAGCCAGGCCUUGAGGCAAGUGCCUGGGAUCCUGCUCAUGGGUCCACCUGGCAGUGGCAAGAGCACAUGCUGGCAGAGCCUGGCUAAGGUCCAGAACCAGCUGGCAUACAGGGACAAAGCCGCUAGAAAUAUUAGGCCUGUGUAUAUCACCUCUCUAUACCCCAGCAGCCUCAGCCCAGAGGAGUUCCUGGGCUGGUUUGAGGAACAUUGUUGGAACCAUGGGGUCUUUUCUCAGCAGCUGUGGUCUGGCAUAAACCAACAUGAGAGAGACCCACGAGGAGUUCAGCACUGGCUGGUCUGUGAUGGAGUGCCUAGUGCUGCCUGGCUGGAUCCCAUUGCCUCCUUGCUGAGUGACAGUGCUAAGCUUAGUCUGCCCAAUGGCCAACAAAUACCUCGGCCACCAGACACCUGGAUCUUGUUAGAGGUGGUGAAUACAGCUAGUAUGUCUCCUUUUGUAGUAGGAAGCUGUGCCCUGGUAUGGUGUGGAGGGCAUCAGACAUGGCAAGCUAUGCUUGCAACUCUAAUGACAGAACUGCCCCGAGAGUACUAUCUGCUCCCCCAAACCAUGGUUGAGCUGCAAUAUCUAGCAGAUAGCCUAGUGCCUACCAUGCUUCGCUUCCUAAACCGCCAUGGUGCCAACUCUGUGCUCCAUGUCCAUGGACAGCCAGCAUCCAGCCCAGGUGUGGCAGAGGUCAACAGCAUGACCCACCUCCUUCGAGGGCUGCUUAACCCCUACCUGCACUACACAGAGGAGGAGCAAUACCACAUCAUCGAGAACACGAGUUCAAGUUCAAUGCUCCAAGACUCUGAGACUACUCAGGGCAGCAUCUCUGCUGAGGGACUCCAGAAAGAUGUGGAGGGGGACAGAAAACGUCGAAACCAUUUGCUGGUUAUCAGUAGCUUCCUCUUGGCCUUUAUUUGGGGCUUUGGAUCCCACCUUCCAUCCAGGCUUUGGUCUGGCUUUGACAACUUUGUUAGGGGAAUUUUGAAGCACCACCCUGAAUGCAUUGAGCUGCCCACCUCAGCCUCUGUGUUUGACUUACAUCUUUGCCCUGAGGAUGGAUCCUUGGUCCCCUUCACAGGCCUCUACUUGAGCAGCCGGAUCAAGGGUUCUUUGGGCACUUUCAACCUCUCCCCUCAGGCAGAGCGAGUACUGUAUGUGAUGGACCUGCUCUUGACUGUGGGGCAUCCUGUGUUGCUGACUGGAGAGGUUGGCUCUGGAAAGUCUACCUUCGUGGAAGUCCUAGUGGAACCCAACCACCCAUGCUUGCACAUCCCGAUCCACCUGGCUCUCACCACAACCCAUCUACGAAACCUUCUGAGUCAAGAGAUCCAGAAACAGAGCCAGGUUUGGGCAGGGAAAAUCUUCCCCUCCAAGGGCUCUUCACUUUUCCUUCUGGAGGACCUGCACAUGGCAGCAGCUGACCCCACAAGGAAAUGUCAGCCUGUGCUGGAAACACUGCGUCAGGUCCUGAGUCAUAACACAUUGUAUGCCAAUAACUCACUGGAGCUGCAGGCAGUGCCCACCCAUUUCAACUGGCUGGCCACAGCCACAGCAGCCUGCUGCUCCGAGCUGCCUUUGUGCCCACGCUUCACCCGGCUCUUCACAGUUCUGUUGCUAGGCAAUGUAAACCGGGUGACCAUUUUAUCCAGGCAUUGUGCAGGGGUCCAGGCCUGGCUUGGGCGCUUCCCCUCCCUGGAGAGGGAGGAGGUCACGGCAAGAGCACUGGUCACUGCCACAGUAGAUGCCUGGGAGGAAAUGCGGACACACUUCCCCCCAUCCCCCUGCCGGCCCCACUACCGCUUCUCCCCACAUACUAUAGAACAUCUCCUCAAGAGCCUACAGCUGCUGCACCCUCGACCCCCAGUGCGCUUUACUGAACCACAGAGUAAUCUAGAGCAGCUGCGUCGCAUGUCAGGCCUCCGGGGUGCCCGCUUGGCUGCUUUAGUGGCCGUCAGGACCAUAGUCCACCUGUGGCUGCAUGAGGCCCAACGCACCUUCACUGAUCGCCUUAUUACAGCCACAGAACAGGAACGCUGUGUCCAGAUGCUGCUGGCUGUGGCGACCAAUGCUUUUUGCACAAAUGCCAGUUACGAGAGCAUUUUGGCACCUGGGGAGGUGAAGGAAGAGGAGGAAAAGGAACUGGUACCUGAGGUAGAAUCUGAGGAGGAGUUGGCACAGUGGGAAGACCACAGCAGCAGCGAAAGUGAAGAUGAGGGUGAACCAGGGACUAGAGACCUGCUGGCCUUGACUGUGACUUGGCCUUCACUGGGCCCUGGGCCCAAAUUCCUGGGCCUAACCUCUUUGCUAGUACCACAGCCUGACAAGGCCUUUCCCUCAGACAUCUCUGUGAAUCUGAGCCAUGAUGCUAUCUCUUCUCCAAAGCUAGACAAAAAAGCUAGGAUCCGUUGGCAGAAAGUUUCUCACCUGAAUUUUUCAGCCCCGCUGUUGCUACCUGCUCUGCUGCUACUACCCCAGGAACGGGCCUCUGAGCUGCUCUUCACACAGGAACUGUCACUGGUGCCCACUACCGAGGAACCCAGACACUACCUGCAGCAAACCUGGGAGGUCCUGGAGAAGCAGCUGGCAGAAGUGCUGCCAGAGUUGGGCCCAGGCCCCCGCCUUUCCUUGUGUCACCCCUUUGCCCAGCAUGUGGUCCGCCUGGCCCGGGUGUUGGCCGGUCCACACCGACAUGGAAUUCUGCUAUCAAAUACCAGGGGGACAGGGCGACGAACUGCCCUGCGCCUAGCUGCCCGACUUAGCCAGGCUCUCCUCUUUGAGCUGCCCCUGGAGCCUGAAGAGGCUGUGCUGCAGUGUGUCAGGAAAGCCAGCUGGCAUGCAGGGUUCCUUGGGGAGCCAGCAGCCCUGAUGGUGCCGGAGGGGGCAGGUUCCUCCAUUUUGAACCUACUCUUAGGCCUUGCACAAGAAGGGUACUUCCCUGGCCAAUUGGCAGAAGAGGACCUGAAAGCCAUUACUGAGCAGCUGUCCAUGGACAAUACAGCUGUCAAGAUGAGUUCCAAGAAGGAUAUGAUGCUGCAGAGGUUCCGCCGGACGGUGUGCCAGAACCUCCACCUAUUCAUCCUGAUGUCUGAUAGUUCCAGUCCUCCCCAGAUCCGCCCCACCACCUUCCUGGCUCUCCUUGAUCUUACUUGUGCCAGCAUCGACUACUAUGAGCCCUGGAACCAGGCUACCCUGAUCAGCCUGGCCCAGCAUUACCUAGACAGUGCCUUUAACAGAAGCCAAGAACUUAACUAUCCCCGGCUCCCAGCUCUGCAGGCCUCUGUUGCCAAUAUGGCCAAAGUUAUGGCUCUGAUCCACCUGUCAGCCACCAAAUACUAUCAGCUCCUCUGUCCACUGCUGCCCUUAGCCACUCCCAAGACUUUCCUGGACUUCUUGGAUACCUUCUUGCUGCUGUACUUCCAGCUAUCAAAUCGUACCCAGAACAAGAUCCAGCGGAUUCAGACAGCCCUCGGGAAACUGACCAUGGUGAUAGAGCAGAACAAUGCCUACAACCGCCUGGUGGACAGCCUGGAGCUCGAGCUGCGAUAUGCCCAUGAGGACCUUGUUACCUGCCAGAAGCAGCUGGAGGUAGACCGGAUCCAGUACCUUCAGUACCUGACAGAUUGUCAGCAACAGGAAAUACUCAUCAACAAUCUUACCAAGCAGAGAGACACACUGCAGAGCCAGGAGGAGUCACUGACUGAACAGAUGGACCAGGCUUACCUGGGGCCCCUGACCCAGCUUAAGAUGGCUGAUAUGGAAGAGCUGCGCAGUUACCGGGCUCCCCCGGCUCCUGUGGUGAUGGUGACUGAUGCACUCUGUGUCCUGUUCCACCGUCCCCCGGGAUGGGAGAGUGCCAAGCAACUUCUUGGCAAAGAGGGCUUUUUUGAGGACCUUGUAUUCUUUGACAAGGGGACAGUAGGAGAAGCAGAGCUGCUGAGCCUGAGUCGGAUAUUGGAAGAUCCAGGCAUAAAUGACAAGGUCCUACAGCAUGUGAGCCAGGCUGCAGCAGGGCUAGCCUCUUGGCUUCGGGCUGUGGUGUGCUUUGGAUUGGCACAGCGCAAAGGGGUCCCCACAUCGGCCCUGAUGAGACAGGUGGAGAACACACUGCUGCAGGAACAGAUGCGCAUGUGCCGCUGCCAAAUGCAGGCAAAGGAGCUGCUGCAGCAAAACAAUCUCCUGGCUCUUCAGGUUGAACAGGCUCGGCAGUCCCACAAUCUGCUGGCUGAACGGCUGGCUAAGGCAAUACAGGGCCGGGAAUCAAAGGGACAGGUGCAGGCUGCCCUAGUCACCCCCAUGAAUGUCUGGGCUCUCCUUAUUCAGAAGCUGAAAGGGAACUGUCAGACAACACCUGGAGAUGCCCUGCUGUCUGCAGCUGCCAUCAACUACCUGGGCCCUUUCCAGGCCGGAAGACGUCAGGAGAUCCUUGACAAAUGGUUGGCACUGUGUUCAGGUCACCAGGCUCAUCUGGAUCCAGAUGAUGUGGCCUUGGAACUAGAUCGAGAACAGGGCCUACCAAGAGACUCGAAAGACUUCCAGAUACCUACCCUAACACCCUUCAGCCUCUUGUCGGUGCUGAGCUCUGAGACUGAGCAGCACCAGUGGGACCGGGACAUGAGGCCCCGUGCAGUGCCUGCACGCCUGGCCGCCCUCCUCCUCCGCAGCCCCACUCACAGGUCUACCCAACGAUGGCCCCUGAUCAUUGACCCUCACGGCCAGGCCUCUGUCUGGCUGCUGUCUCUGAGCCAGCAGGACGUUGAAGAUAUCUUCAAAAUAUCGCGGUAUCUCAACAGACGGAACACAACUGAAAAGGACAAAAAAGAUAAGAAGGAAGAGAUAAAGGAGGACGAGGUAUAUAAUGAGAAGGAAGAAGAAGGUGAGAGCAUGUCCACUCCAAGCAUGACCAAUUCUGCAGCUUUCAGAAUGCUUUCGGCCAGUGACCCCAGUCUGGGAAAGGAACUACUAGAAGCGGCUGCCAGUGGGGUGCCAGUGCUGCUGAACAAUGUGGAGCUGGGUCUGUGGUGUCCCGAGUUGCAGUGGCUCAUUCAGAGGGAGCAUCUGUGCCUCCCUGCAGUGCAUCCCAACUUCUGCCUGUACCUGAGCACCAGGCUGCGCCUUGAUGCUUUGCCAACAGGUCUGAACUCAGAGAUACUGAAGGGUAUGAAUAUAAUAGAUAUGCAUACGGUUUGGGAGAUGAUAGAGGAACAGCUUUUACAGGAGAUCAUAAGAGCUGAGAGGCCAGAGUUGGAAACAAGAUGGCUUAGCCUGGAGCUCAACAUACUGGAUACCUACGAUCAGAUUGAGGCUACUGAGGAAAAGCUCCUGAGGUUCGUGUUAAACACGGAAACAGACCAACUAGGCCGAAACUAUUUUCUGCGGGACAUGCUGUGCUACCAGGCAGAGCUCUAUCAGCAGAAGGCUUCCCUGGAAGAGUUGAAGGAGAUGGAGGCCCAAGAAGUAGAGUUUCGUAUACAUUACCAGCAUGUGGCUCGUCUGGGUACCACCAUGUCCCAGGCCAUGUCCCCUCUGCAGAAUUUACACCCUAUCUACCCCACGGCCUUAGACAACUAUCUGAUUGUGACACGCCGCACUCUGGCCAGCACUGACCACCAGCUACCACCGCAGCAUGGUGAAGACCUGGAAAGCCACCUUCAGGAGCUAGGAACCCGGCUAACACGCCGGCUGCUAAGUAAUACCCUGACCUCCUUGCAGCCCCACCAUGCACCCCUAGUAGGGGUCUGUGGUGCCCUGGCCCUGCUACAGCUAGCUGGGCAGGCAUCUGCCCUGGAGAGGCUGGCACUCUGCCCAGGACUAGCAGCCUCCCCAGUGGUGGACAAGAGUGUGCUGAGCUCGAAUGUCACCUGCCCUUCCUGGCUACAGCCCAAAGCCUGGCAGGAGUGUGGGCUGCUGGAGCUGUUGCCCCCCUUUGUAGGCUUGCGGGCUUCCCUGGUUGCUCACUCAGGUGCCUGGCAGGAGUACCUGAGAUUGCCCUUCACAGUGGUGGGUCGAACCCCAGUAAUUGGCACCACACCCCUGAGCUUACUUCAGAAACUAGUGCUGUGGCGGGUGCUACAACCGGAGCGGCUAGCUGGUGCCUUUGCUGACUUUACCACCUGCCUCCUGGGACGGCCCCUGGCUGAGGACAAGGAUCCAGCUAUCAACCCCUACAGGCUGAGCCGCCCCAACCGGCCUCUGAUUGUGCUGCUGCCCCCACCAGGCCAACCUACUGCCAACUCAUACCCUUUACCCUUCAUCUGGAAGCUGGCAUCCCAACAGGCACAGGAGCAUGAGUUUCAGUCAUCCCCCUUCUUCCUUCCCACUCUCAUCAGCUUGAAAAGCUCCUUCACAAGUGAGCUUCUCCCACCCAUCCUGCUCACCAGCUCAGAUGUCAACCUCAUGGAGAACUACAGCCAGCUCACUGCUCCACUGACACUCCCACAGGUGGUAUCUACCAUGUGGCUGACCCCUAGAAGCCACUCAAGGCUGUCUCUGUUGGGGCAAAAGCAUCUGCAGGUCAUUGGACUGGGUUCCUCUCUAUGGGACUCUGCUCAGGCUGUGACCACAGCUCUGACCGAAGCCAUGCGAAAGGGCCACUGGAUAGUGUUGGACAACUGCCAUCUGAUGUCUUCUUGGCCAUCCGAGCUCCUGGAAUCCUUGUUGGGGAUGUUAGAUGGGGCUCAGGUGACAUCAGAAGUUUUGCCACAGGUCUUGCACCAAUCCAUGUCCAGACAAAAUAUAAUUAUAAAUAAGAAAUUCCGGCUAUGGCUUAUUUGCUCAGCUAAUGCAACUGACUCCCUUCCAGUGGCGGUGGUACAGCACUCAGUUCCUAUAUUCUGGGAGCAGUCACUAGAACUGGGCCACAUCCUGAUAUGCAGCCUACAUGAAAGACAAGAUUCUGUGGAAAAUCCUCUAUCCUCAGUGUCCCUAACACUGUCUGUGCCAGUAAUGUUCCUGCACAGCCUUCUGCUGCACCGCCAACUCUAUGGGCCCUGGCUUCAGGCCAAGUGUGGCAAAUGGAAUCACAUGAUCCUGGAACAGACUUUGAAAACACAGGAAUGGAUAUGGAAGAGGUUCAGCAAUCGCUGGGUGGCCCUGAAAGAGCUGACUGGACCAAUUUUUUAUGGAGGACAUGUUGCUGAUCCCGAAGACCAGGCUGCCAUAUUCAGUCUUGUCCAGGUCUGCCUGGACCCCAACAAUGAACUGAGACCCUACAGUUUUACCCCGCAGAAUCUGCUGGCUGCCCUUAUGCCAUGCCAAGAUAUGUUGGAGUUAGAGGCAUCAUUAGAGGUAGAGGCCCAAGCGCACCUGAUACCUGCACUGUCUGAGCCUCGCAGUUUUGGAGUAACCGAAGGGCCCCAGGCUUGGCUAUUAAGGAAAAAGAGUCGGGCCCUCUUGGCUUCUCUGUACAAGGCUCAAGAUCCCUGGGGACCCUCAGGACUGCCUAGUGCCCGAACCCAGGCUCUUCUUCAGGUGGAGUAUCGACUAAAGUAUCGAGUGUCCCAGGCUAUCCGGAGGCUCAAAGCAUUGCAGGCCAUGCUGGCCUUGAGCUCACAUAGCCAGACCCUUGGUUGGACCUCCUCUAAAGGGCUGCAGACCCUGGAAGGCUUCUUGGAGGAGGAGGGCAUAGCAUUAAGUUUGCUAUUGCCAGAGCUACAUAGUGAUCUGUGUUGCCUGGAGAGCCAGCUGGCAGGGGGCCUUCCCUGCUCCUCCCCCCGAUGUGAAGAAGUGGCCACUGCUCUCUGGGCUGGCCGUCUCCCUCCACCCUGGCGGCGCCACAUGUCUGCUGGGCCCCAGCCACCCUGGCUCUGGCUACAACAACUGUGGCGCCAGGGCCAGUUGCUAACCAGAUACUUAAGUCUAUGUGGACAGCUUGGUAUGGGACAGUUUGACCAACAGAAUCGCUCAUUUCACCUAUCUGCCUUCCGUCACCCCAGAGGGUUAUUGCUGGCUAUUCGCUGGGAGGCCAGCCAGAACUGGGUGGGCCCCUACACCAUUUCAAAUUUAAGUUCAAGUGUGAGCCCUAGCCCUGGCCAUACACGUCCGACCUGUCCUGCCUCCGUCCCUGGUGCACGCCCUCACUUUCAGCUUAGCCCCAAGUAUAUCUCCCCCUCCCCUGCUCGUCACAGCCCCAGUAGCGGUCGUGAUGGUCCUAGCCCCCGAGGUGGCCCUCAAUCCGGCCUUGAUCCCAGUCCUGGUGGUGGCUCCAUACAAAGUCACAGCUUCUAUAGCCAACUUGGCCUUAGUCAUGGCUUUAGCAUUGGCACCAGCCCCAGGCUCAAUGCGGGCCAAAGCCCUAGCUCUGUUUUUAGCUUUGGCCCUAAUCUCAACACUGGCAUAACUCGACAAGGAAUUGAAGCAAUUCGCCUUCAGUUUCAGGUGGAAUGUGGACCAAUGCCCUUAGCUCCUGAGGGUGGCCUUCUAAUAACAGGACUGCUUCUCCAUCAUGCUGAAUGGGAUCCCAAGGACAGAGCCCUACAAGAUGGGAACUCUGGCAAGCCCAGCCCUCUGCCCCCUGUCAGCGUCAGUCCCCAUUUCAUCAAUGAAGAGCCACCAUUGCCCUCCUCUCCUCUGCCUCUCUAUCUCUGUCCUGUCUACCUGGGGGGAGUCCUGGGCUUCUCACGGCUGGACCGUGCCCACCUCUUGUUACACCUGCCGCUGCCUUCCAAACUGUCUCCUGCCACUUGUGCUCAGCGCAGGGUAUAUGUAAGUAGUCCACCCUUGAUGUGA